GGCCAUGGGGGGAUCCAAGAGUAAGCCCAAGGAUUCAGGCCCGCGGAGCCGCAGCCUCGAUGACAACCUCAGCUCUGGAGGAGGGGCUGGUGGCCGCCACCUCAACUCUUAUCAUCCGUCCCCGUUACCCAACCGAAGCCCUACCAUGGACGGAGGUCUCAGUGGCAAUCCGUCUCUGGCCAAUCCUGCAGAGCUGGCCCUGUUUGGAGGAGUGGACAAUAACAGCGUCACCGCUCCAAACAGAAUCACCCUGGCAGGGGGCGUGACGACCUUCGUGGCGUUGUAUGACUACGAGUCUCGAACGGCCUCAGAUCUGUCGUUCAGGAAGGGCGAACGUCUCCAGAUCGUCAACAACACGAGGAAGGUGAACUGCAGAGAAGGCGACUGGUGGCUGGCGCGCUCCCUGACCACUGGAGAGAGCGGUUACAUCCCCAGCAAUUACGUGGCUCCAUCCGACUCCAUCCAGGCAGAAGAGUGGUACUUUGGCAAAAUCACCCGCCGCGACUCGGAGCGUCUGCUGCUGAGCUUAGAGAACAGGAGAGGGACUUUCCUGGUGAGAGAGAGUGAGACCACCAAAGGUAAGAGUGCAGAGAGAGACAGAGUUCUGACCCACAUCUCUCCAUGCAUGCGUUGGUCCUGGAAUUCUGUCACGUGUGAAUAUAACUCACAAUAGGAUCAAUUUCCAUUGAUU
Paralichthys olivaceus (Japanese flounder) is the source of this 691-nucleotide messenger RNA. The record is from RefSeq and is a predicted model, not a curated record. Lineage: Eukaryota; Metazoa; Chordata; Actinopteri; Pleuronectiformes; Paralichthyidae.